Molecule: messenger RNA, 999 nt
Organism: Gamsiella multidivaricata
Lineage: Eukaryota; Fungi; Mortierellomycota; Mortierellomycetes; Mortierellales; Mortierellaceae
Exons: 3
Coding region: 1-999 (332 amino acids)
Cellular component (GO): Golgi apparatus
Molecular function (GO): antiporter activity
Source: RefSeq, a predicted model, not a curated record
AUGUCCGCCACAAGGGAAGAAAAGUUCCUUCCGUCACCAGCGGUGCAUCGUCUUGCGCCCCAGCAUCCGCUCUCGCUCAUCAUCUCUGCCAUCGCCUUCUACUGGGUUGCAUCUCUCUCCGUCGUCUUCCUCAACAAGACCAUCCUCUCAGGAUCCGAGUACAAGUUUCCCUACCCACUCUUUGUCACGCUCUAUCAGUUGGUCGUUGCCCUAGCACUGCUAAUCGUCUCCGGGCACCUCGGAAAGAGGUACCGCACCUUCUCGAUGGUACCCCCCUUUGAGUUCGAUCUGGACGUCGCCCGUAAGAUCGCGCCCCUCUCCGUCGUCUACGUCCUCAUGCUGGCCCUCAACAACCUUUGCCUCCAGCUUGUCGAGGUUACCUUCUACCAGGUCGCCCGCUCGCUCUCCAUCUUCUUCAACAUCUUCUUCACUUUCACCAUGCUCCGCCAACGUACCUCUGUUGGGGCUAUGCUCGCCUGCUCCAUUGUCGUCCUCGGCUUCUUUGUCGGCUCCAUGGGCGAGACCAACUUCUCGUGGCCCGGUCUCUUCGCAGGCGUCGGAUCCAGUGUCUUUGUAGCACUGUAUGGAAUCUAUGUCAAGAAGACACUCUCGAUCGUCGACAACAACCAGUGGCGACUCUUGCACUACAAUACCACAAUCUCGAUCAUUCUGUUGACCCCAAUCGUGCUCUUCUCGGGCGAAAUCAGCGAGAUUAGAUCCGAGGUUUAUUUCUUGGGAGAUAUGGGAUUCUGGAUCUUGAUGACCAUCACGGGCGUGGCGGGAUUCUUGAUCAACACCGCCAUGUUCUUGCAGAUCAAAUAUACCACCGCCUUGACGAACACCAUCUCAGGAACCGCAAAGAGCUGUGUCCAGACUUUGCUGGCCAUGGCCUUCUAUCAGAACCCUAUUACUGCCAUGAACGGAUUCGGUAUCUUCUUGAGUUUAUUCGGAUCUGGCAUGUACUCCUGGGUCCGGUACGCAGAGAUGCAGCGCAAAUAA